Dicentrarchus labrax (European seabass) is the source of this 1415-nucleotide messenger RNA. RefSeq lists its product as uncharacterized. The record is from RefSeq and is a predicted model, not a curated record. The transcript is spliced from 5 exons. NCBI's taxonomy places the organism in Eukaryota, Metazoa, Chordata, Actinopteri, Moronidae. The coding region runs from base 154 to 495 and encodes 113 amino acids.
GUUCAUUCACAGCUCAGUCGAUCAGGACCAUCACAUCUCUCUGCACUCUUUGUCUUUCUCUUUGUCUCUCUAUCAUUCAUUCAUUUAUUCUCUCUCUCUCUCUCACUCUCUCUCUCACUCUCUCUCUCACUCUCUCUCUCUCUUUAUGUAAUCAUGAGCAGUUUCAGUUUUCUGUCUGUUUAUCUGAGUGGAACCUCACUGAUCCUCCUGCUGACUGCUGUGUCGGAGGCUCAGUAUGACGACUUCACGCCGGCUCCAGACUACGACUCGGACUACACCGCCACCUUCGAGUACAGCUUCUUCAGUAACGCCAGCAGCGAGGACCUGGACAAGUUCAGUGAACCAUACAUCGACCCAGAGGAAGAGCAGGAGGAGGACCGGGUGGACGUUCGUAGCGCCGCAUCACUUCCUGUUUCUCUGGACAUCAGGACGCUGGUCUGGACUCUGAUGAUUCUGAUCAGCCUGAACACACAGCAGCUACAACACACACUAUGAGACACACACUCAGCAGCCGAUGUUGGAUCAGUUCGAUCCUGCAGAAACUGGUGUAGGUCACCUGAUCGGAGGUAGGAGGUGUCGCAAUCACCUCUGUGACCUUCGACCACUGCAGAAAAUGGAGGCGGAGCCACAGGUUCAUAGGUGGACCUCGGCCAAUCACAAAGCUUCAUCAGCACCACAGUUCACCGCAACAAGAACUUUAUCACGUUGUUGUUUUCUCACUUUUUUUUAUUGUUGAGACAUGUUAUUGAGACCAAUCAGGAUGUUACAGAUUUUAUUUUUUUAUUUGUUGACUAAAUAUAUGGAAGUGAAUUAAUGCCAAAACUGUGACAGCAAGUUUACGUUUACCUAAAUUUUUGCUUUCCUGUAAAUAUCGGAGUUCUGAUCAGAUUAUUUGUUUAUGGAUUAAAAUUCUGAUUCUGGUGAAACAAAACGUUUUUUGCCAGACAACCAUAAACACAACAUGACCCCAAAUAUAAUUCCUUUCAUGUUUUUGUUAUACAUUUUAACAAGGAGGAAAAAAAAUCAUAUUUAAAAAAUACACUGAAUUCAAAACUUGUUCAUAUUUCUCUAAAAAUAUGACACACAGUUUUUGUCAUUAGUGAACUUCCAUACAGAUGUUGAUCAAUCAAACACCAGCACUUUGUAAGCACUUAUUUUUAUCUAUUAUCGAUUGUUCAGUCCAUUUACUGUUUACCAAACUGUAUUUUUAUUAAAAAACAACACAUUAUUGGAUGGACAUAAAUAAGUACGUUUUACAUAAAGUAACAGGAAUGUUUUUUUUUAUAAAUAUAAAUAUUAGUAAAUUACAGGAACAUUAAAGGACUUCCAGAACAAUCCACAGCAGCUCUGUUUCUCUUUCAAUGUUCACUUUGAGAUAUUUCUUUGUGUUUUGCAAUAAAAUGUAUAAAAAGUUA